This is a messenger RNA of Salvia hispanica, 1709 nucleotides long. RefSeq names its product 7-deoxyloganetic acid glucosyl transferase-like. Lineage: Eukaryota; Viridiplantae; Streptophyta; Magnoliopsida; Lamiales; Lamiaceae. Gene Ontology annotation, molecular function: quercetin 7-O-glucosyltransferase activity; quercetin 3-O-glucosyltransferase activity. The record is from RefSeq and is a predicted model, not a curated record.
UGGUUAGAGGAUUUUAGAAUAAUAGUAAAAACAGCAAAUAACUAUGGGUUCGAAAUCGGAAGAGAAGCUGCCGGCGCACGUGGUGAUAUUCCCGUUCCCGGCGCAGGGGCACAUGAAUUGUAUGCUCAAUCUUGCUCAUCUCUUCUGUUUAUCUGACUUCCACGUCACCUUCAUCGUGUCAGAGUUCAGCCACCGCCUCCUUCUCAAGAACACCUCCGUCCCCGCCACUUUCGCCGCCUAUCCCGGUUUCCAGUUCCGGGCUAUCCCCGAUGGCCUCCCCGAUGAUCACCCCCGCUUCGGUGACAAACUCGGCGAUAUCAUUCCCGCUGUUACAAACAUCAUGGUUCCACUUUUCAAGAAAAUGAUGGCUGACGAAAACCUCCUCGCUUCCCCUCACCGCCGGCCGGCCACGUGCUUCGUCGCGGACGGAAGUUUCGGAUUCGCCACUGACUUUGCGGAAGAGAACGGCCUUCCCUUGGUCUAUUUCCGAACCCCCAGCGCCGCCUACUUCUGGGCUUUUUAUCAAGUCAAUGAUCUCAUUCAAGCUCAAGAAAUUCCAAUUAAAGGGAAAUCGAUGGACGGAUUAGUGAAAGGCAUACCGGGGAUGGAGGGAUUCCUGCGCCGCCGUGACCUGCCGAGCUUGUUCCACACCGACGAUGUAAACAACCAUCUUCUUCAGAGAUUAGCUGCAGCGACAAGGCAAAUUGUACGAGCACAAGCAGUCAUAUUCAACACCUACGAAGAUUUAGAGGGGACGAUUUUAUCAGCCAUGCUCGAAGAAUUGCCACAAAUCUACUCUAUUGGUCCGAUCCACGAGCACCAGAAAUCCAGGCUCAUUGAAAAGAAAUCCGAGGCCUCAAUUGUAGCCGGAAAUUUAUGGCUGGAAGACCGGAGCUGCAUUGAUUGGUUGAACGCUCAGCCACUGAGAUCGGUGAUAUAUGUGAGCUUUGGGAGCAUAACAGUUGUAACGAGAGAGCAAUUGAUGGAGUUCUGGCAUGGUUUGGUCAAUAGCUCUCAUAGAUUCCUGUGGGUGAUGCGCUCAGAUUUCGUCACUGGAGAAGAUGGGGCCGAUCAAAUCCUGGCGGAAUUGACGGAGGGUACUAAAGAAAAGGGUUACUUGGUGAAGUGGGCGCCGCAGGAGGAGGUUCUCGGACACCCAGCAGUGGGUGCAUUUUUGACGCAUAGUGGAUGGAACUCGACACUGGAGAGCAUUGUUGCUGGUGUGCCAAUGAUAUGCUGGCCUUAUUUUGGUGAUCAAACCAUUAAUAGUAGGUUCGUGAGUGAAGUUUGGAAGAUUGGACUUGACAUUAAAGAUACUUGUGAUAGAUUGAUUAUUGAGAAAGCGGUUAGAGAGGUUAUGGAAGUGAGAAAGGAUGAGUUUAUUGAAAGGGCAGAUGGUAUGUCCAAAAUGGCUAAGAAGGCUGUUGAAAGGGGAGGUUCUUCAUAUACCAAUUUGGAUGAUCUAAUUGACUAUAUCAACUCAUUGAUAGUAAAUUCAUAAAGUAUUGGACUAUUUUAAAUCGCAAUAAUGUUGUGCCACAACGGAGGCAAGCCGCGUUCAUGACUUCCCAAUCUCUUGCUCUGUUUUUGUAUACUCCAUUAAGUUUCAAUGGUCCAUUUUGAUCGUCCACUGAAAUUAGUUCUAUUUCUAGCUGAUAGAAACUCUCACCACCGUUUAUUUAUAUCUUACCUACUUUAUUCAUUUUUUC